Molecule: messenger RNA, 681 nt
Organism: Wasmannia auropunctata (little fire ant)
Lineage: Eukaryota; Metazoa; Arthropoda; Insecta; Hymenoptera; Formicidae
Gene: BBIP1
Product: BBSome-interacting protein 1
Exons: 2
Coding region: 419-664 (81 amino acids)
Biological process (GO): receptor localization to non-motile cilium; cilium assembly
Cellular component (GO): BBSome
Source: RefSeq, a predicted model, not a curated record
CGCCUCGCAGCGUCGCGUCGCGACAUCCAACGUUUCAGCUGGGUAAUGGGCUUGCUGGUCCGCGGCGAUCCGCUGGUAACAGAAUUGGCGAAAAUUCUCGAUCGGCGAUUCGCGAGUCUCGCGAAUUCGUCAACCAGCAACACCGUCCGGGUGCGAUUGUAGGAGAGACGCGGUACCGGCGUGGUACAUCGGACGGCACAACCCCUCCCGGAGUUGUCUGGCGACAGGAGCACGCAGGAGAAAAGAAAAACAGCACACGAUCCCAACACGAUCAGUGACGUUCCGGCCCAGGUGCGUUACGUCAGGUGAGGAGCUGAUUCCGCUCAGCUGACUUUGAGCGGUGUCCUGCUACCAGCUGUCACGAUGAAGACGAGGUCAUUAACUCGCUGAUCGGGGCAUCACGGACGACCGACCGAAGAUGUCAGAGCCGACGGACAGUAGCAACCAGGUGGAACAGUGCGACAUAGUCCUGCCGAGACAAGGUCUGCUGUACCAGACGGACGCGUUGAACUACAUACUCUGCAAGCCGAAACUGAUCCCGCUGAAGUCGGUCACGUUGGAGAAGCUCGAGAGGAUGCAGCGGGACGCCGAGAUCAAGGUCAAGGAGGCGCAAGAGGCAGAGGGUAGUCUCGAUACCGCGAGCGCGGUAGCCCAAGAUCUGUAGGAUUUCAGGGGCCGUCA